AUGAAGGAUCCAGAACAUGAUGAGUGGCGGGCCCAUGGACACGGGCGCAAAGUGGAAGCGCGACUGGGGAGAAAUAUGAUGCCGCUGGUGGAUAUUAUCAACGAUAUCAAAGAGAGUAUAUCGGCGCUUCAGAAAGCAUUUCAAUGCUUCGCACCAUUGGAAGAGGAGCAAAAACGGCGCAAACCGCUGAAAGAUUCCAUUCGAAAGCUGAGAAAACGAGUCACGAUUACAUUCGAGAAGAAAAAUUUCGAAGAUCAAAUCAAUGUUCUCGAAAAGUCAAACAGUAGUCUGAGACGUCUGCGAAAACAAGUCGGCGAACUUCAACCACGUCAGUCUUAUACGGCUAAGAAGCCGGGUGCGAGAGCAGGGAGGCUGCCGUUGGAAUUUGGGGCAUAUGGCGCUAUACGAAGGGCUUCAAAGGCUCUCCAUGAAGCAUUGACAACGACUUGGUCGAGCACACAGACACCGCACCUGAGACACUUCGUUAAGCUCUUCUUAGACGCUAAAGCAGAGACUGACGUGCAGAUGGAGAUUGCCAUCCUCUGCUAUGGAGCUCAACUACAUCAGAGGGCCUUUUUCCAGACGUCCUUGACGAGACUAGAGGUCCGGUCGAGGACGAUAGACUCCAUCACUUGGUCCAGUGCAGGUUUAAUGACUCCAGCUUCAGAAGCGGACAACUCACAGAAUGACCGGCGAAAACGCCAAAAGGUCAGAUUUUCCAGCCUCGGCGACGGCUCUGAUCUCAGCAAUAGCGAUGCCGAAUCAGCGUCCAUCGGCUCUACAGCUGCCACCUCACAGUCGACGGUUGUUUCACCAGAUGACCUUCAGCUUACGGGGCAUUUCUGCCCCGAACUGUCAAGACGAUGCUCAACUCCGGACAUUGUGUGCAAAUUAGAGGGUCUGGGGCAUAUCGACAGCUGCAUACAAGAAGGAUAUCGCCACUGCUUCUUCCCUUGCUCAAGCAGCCAUCAUUGCGGUAAAAUGGGUCUUGACGACGUGAUGCUCAUGGAUGAAGCGCUUGGCCAAUCCGCUAGUAACAGACUGACCAUUGUUGGCCAACUGCGAUUGGCCCAUCGACUCGUUUCUGCGGUGCUAAAGUUCAACUCUACUCCAUGGCUGAACGAGUUGUGGAGUGUCAGAGACCUUGCCUUCUUCCGACAAGGAGACGACCUGACUAUGUCACUCCAAACGUUACACUUUGGUGUAGAGCUGAUCCACGGGGGGCGCGAGGCCGGAGACUCUUUAAUGGACGUCGAAUCUCCAGCCAGUUUGACUCAUUCUAUUGAGGAUGCACAGUACAAGUACGGAGUGCGCAAUGUCACGCUUUACAGUUUGGGAGUAGCUCUCCUGGCGAUUGGGAGGUGGGAGCGCAUCAACCACAACGACAUCGAGGGAGUCCGCCGAUUAGCAUCACAGUCAUGCUAUUUGGGGCCAGUAUAUCAGGAAUUGACGCAGAAAGUUCUCGAGUGUGAUUUUGGGCAUGGAAAGGAUUUGAAGAAGCCCAGACUCCAGGAGGCUGUUUACGAGAAGGUUAUCCUAGAGCUAGAGUCGAUGAUAGCAAGCUUGGACAUAUCGGAGGAGUAG
Trichoderma virens Gv29-8 is the source of this 1584-nucleotide messenger RNA. RefSeq lists its product as uncharacterized. The coding region runs from base 1 to 1584 and encodes 527 amino acids. The record is from RefSeq and is a predicted model, not a curated record. Lineage: Eukaryota; Fungi; Ascomycota; Sordariomycetes; Hypocreales; Hypocreaceae. The transcript has 2 exons.